Chara braunii is the source of this 23335-nucleotide messenger RNA. Lineage: Eukaryota; Viridiplantae; Streptophyta; Charophyceae; Charales; Characeae. The record is from the annotation of a GenBank genome assembly.
UGAGAGGAGCAAAGAAGUGGAAGGUGGGCGGGGAAGGAGAGCGAGAAAGGAGGAUGCACAAGGAAGGAACGAGACGAAGGAAAAGCAUCACUGUCGGAUGCUAGGCGAUCAAUCUACCGGCCUCACGAACGCCCUGCCGCUCGGUCUUUCACCUUCACGAGUUCCCGGCUUUUCUGUUUGGAACGUGUACACGAUCAAGGCGGAAUCAUCACUCGUUGAAGUGAGAGAAUUAACUUCGUGCUGCUACGGCUUUUGCUAUGUGGCGGCAAUCUCUGUAGCAGGGAGUGCCCCGUGGGCUAGGAGCCACAGCAUGCUACGAAUUCUGGCUGGUCUGAUGGGGAGGUAUUUUGUCCGGGGGAUGGAUAUCGGUACUGAUGGCUCUAGGUUCAGUGUCUUUUUCCGUCUGUCUUUUAGUUUGGGGUUCGGGUUUGUUGUCUAGCAGGAGGAUAUCCAAUGCCUUGACGAGGUGGUCGACGACCACAAGAUGUCGUUCGCACAGUUGACCAGCCGCGUACAGCUGCUGGAACAACGACCGAUCACCGCUCCAAGCGCCGACUCCAACUAUGCCGAUCGCCUCGAUGUUUUGGAGAUCUACGUCGGGAGUCUCAAAAUUGGUGUGCAACUACAGCAAGCGGGAAGUCAACAACUAGAGCAGCAGAUUUGCGCUGCGGCUGCCAGUCCUACCGCGUCACCACACAACAGCAUCCCGAAGUUAAAUGGCCAGUCGAUCUUCUGCAACACAACGAAGAGGGAACCUUGGUUUUGCCAAUUUGAACUCGAGCUGGAGAUCAACAAGACCCGCGAUGCCAGCCGACACACGUACUUGGUACUCCCGAUCAGCGGCGCGUGUCAAGCUUGGUUGGACUACAUGUUGUCCACGCACUGGGUCACAGUCUUCGAAUUGCACACAAAGAUCAGCUGGGCUGAUUUGAAGGCAGCAUGGCACAAGCGGUUCCAAGCGGAGCCGCCCAAACUUCAGGCAAUUGUAGAAGUUCCAUCAGAACACGUUGCCAAGUGGACAUUGGAUAGUCCAGCCAAGCCAACGAUGGACGACCCUCAGCCAAGAACUCAAGGUGAAGGCCGUCCUCCUGGGCAUGCAGAAAGGGAGACGCCUUCGAAGCAUGCAGAGGAUGAUGUAGCUGAGAGGCCACUAGAACAAGAAAUGGCACGCUCAGUGUCAGCUCCACAAGAAAGUCAGCAGCAGUUGGCCGCCCAAGGCAACAGCGAUGAAGUGGACGAUACGCAAGUCCAAUCAGGUUCAGGUCCUCAGGAAGCUGAUAGAGCAGAAGUUGAUGCGGGUACAUUCCCAGGUGUCCAAGAAAUAGCAGUCAAGAAGGAGCACCAGCCUGACUCGCAGGGUGGUGAACUAGAAGCUCGAGUUGACGCUGGAUCUAUUUUGGGGAUACUUGUGGACGUAAAAGUUGAUGAGAACCGUGCAUUGUCACUUGAAUCUUCACUGGGUGCGGAAACAGGAGCUGGUGUGGAAUGUGCAUUGGAGAGUUUGGAGGUGGCACCCAACUUGAGUGAGGGUUUGCCGGCAUGUUCAGAAGGGGCUGGGACGGAGUUCAUACCUAUUGUGGCUGGAACAAGUCAUCCAGAAGCGACUAUAGAACCUCGCCAGGAUACCUGUGAUGUGGCGAAACCUCUUUCACCUGAGGACAUGUCUGACCCUGGGCUUGAAGUGCCUGCUUUGCCUGAAGAGCCUGCAGAUGUUUCACAAGCAGAUGUGACUGUCCAGGAGACCGUUCAACCGGUUGAGGAGAAACAACAUGUUGAAGGGGAUGUGGUAGAACCAUUGCGUACUGACAGUGAAGGGGAGGAGGAAGUGUCACUGAGUGGUGAACCUGAGGCACCGAUCGCUCUUGACAGUGUGGAAAGUGCGCUGUCUGCCUUGGCUGAGGAUCCUGGCUCUGUGGGUGAAGUUACAGGUGGCUUUCAGGCCGUGGAGUCCUCAACCAGUAACACAAUUCCAGAGAGUGUGGGGGUUCGUGUUCUAGAGGACUCAUCUGACUCGGACGGCCUUGAGUUUGAUGAUAAAUCGACUAGCGAAGCUUUGGAGGCUGUGACGGAAGCUGUCGUUAAGACCGAGGCAACCUUGGAUCCACCGAAAGAAGAUGCAGGUCGAGCUGAUGCGACUUUCACAUCAGUUUCUUCAGCUGAUCUUCUGACUGCUGUUUCUACUGAGUCAGUCGUUGUCGUGGGUGCGGUUGCUAUUCAAGAGGAGGACAAGAAGAGAGAUGCAGCUGAUCCUAUGGAACCCGACACACAACAAGAGGCGAUUUCCCUACCUCAACCAUCCACUGAGCCAGAAAGGUUGACAGGCAGCAGCUUCAAAUAUGGUACAGAGAUGCAGUCACAGCCUGGCAUUUCAGAAACACAGGUGUCCGGGGCCUUGGAGUCGAAACUGGAGGCGGUGGCAAACAAGGAAGCAGAAGAAAGAGGUGAAGAGGUGGCGCACACCGAGGCAGGUAUGGAGGGGUUGUCGGAGGAAAGGUCUACCACGGAGGGAAAUCCAGGCACAAAGUCUGUGGAUGCUGCUCUGGAUAUCGAGGCAGUUUCUGGCGUAGUAGGGAAAGAGCAGCUGGGAGAAACGGUAGUGGGUGCAGACUUGGCAAUGUUGUCCACGAUCACAGGUGCAGGAGAAGCAUCAAUUGAGCCAUUGAGUGUGCCCUCAGAGACAGCACAUGUUGUGGGUAGUGACGAUGAUGCCAAGAGACCAGAAGCGGUUGAGCCAACUGGUGCAGGAGAGCUCCUCAUGGGAGCAUGUACAGGCGAAAAGGGAGAACCUCUUUCAAUGGAAGCCAUUGGAGCAGAAGGCACGGCAACCGUGGAUGUACCUGAACAAGGACCGGUUGACAACGAAAGUGCAUUUGUGAAGCAGGAGCCGGGGAAUGCGUCUGUAUCCACCACAGUAGCAGAGCUUUCUCCAAUCUCAGGAACGGCACGUAUGGUAGAUGAUACAAGGGAUGCCUCUAGAGAACUUGUUGAUCCCUUGCAGGUGGCAGGUGCUCAGGAUGACACUGCUGAAGCAUCUGGUGAGUCAUCAGGCGAUGAGGCUACUGAAGUGGUGAAGAAUGAAAGGAGUCCGGAAGGGAAGGAAGUCUUUGACCCUUUGGCUCAUCCUUCAGCUGAUACACCAGAUCCUGUUGCGGAAGCAUCAUCACCCACGACAGCGGAUGCUCCUGUUGAAAUUGAUGUCCGGGCAGUGUCUGCUGAGAUGGAUGCAUCGAACCCAUCCAGAACAAUUCCCUCUUUGGAAGUAAGUGCCAUCGAUUCGAGCCAGCCAUUCGCUCAAGCUGGAAUUGAUGGCAUCCAAACGAGUGAAUCAUCGGUUGCAUCAUUGUCAGAUGUGGCAGAGCCAGGAUCAGAGCCUUCGGUCCGUCCUGCUGAAGAGUGUGUGAGGCUGGAGCAUACCUUGGAAGAGAUUGCAAGACCGGCAUUGACCGAUAUUCCCUCUUGUUCAAGUGUCGAUGAAGCUGUUGCAGAGGCAACGAAAGCUUCAAUGUCUUCACUUGUCCCAGGGGAAGAUCCCGGGGUGAAGAAUGGCUAUCAUGGAGAACUGGCGUCUGAAACUGUAUCCUCUGCUGCGCCAGUUGUGGAUGAGGGUGCCCGUGGUGCUGUCGGUGGUAUUCCGGUAGUUCCUGUGGUAAAUAAUGACGAGAGGGUGGCAAUUGGAGAGUCUGUUUUUGUGAGUGCUGAGGAUCCAGUUGAGGUCACCGACCCAGAGCCAUCCCUCCAUCCAGCUGAGGAGGCUGUCAAGCUGGAACACACUAUAGAGGAUAGUGCAAAACCGGAGUGUGCAGAUGUUCCAGACUGCCCAAGUGAUGGAGAAGCAGGUUCUGAGGCGAGGGUUUCUCAGGCACCUCUUGUUAUGCCAGGGGAGAAUGUGGGUGGGGCUUAUCAUGAGGAACUCGCUUCUGAAGCUGCCUCUUUUGCAGCUACUCUAGUUCAUGAGGAUGUGAUUGGGCGUUUUGCUGAUGUUGAUAAAGGGACUCCUUUGGGAGGACAUGAAGAAGGGGUGCCAAUCGAAGCUGCAGGAGGUGUAAGCAUAGAGGACAGUGCAAUUCCUGAGCCUUCAGUUCAUCCGUCCGAAGAGGGUUCCAAACUAGAGCACACACCGGAAGGGGAGGGGGUAGUGAGUCUAAGGCUGACGGAUGUCCCAUCUUCGCUAGCUGAUGCAGAGGCAGGUGUUGAGGCAGUGGAUGCCCAGGUGCCUUCUCUUCACGCAGGAGAUGAUCAUGGUUCAAGAAAUGGAUAUCACGAGCAACUGGUUUCGGAAGACGUUUCUCCUUCAGCACCUCUGGUUUCUGGCACCAGUGAUUUAGAGCAAGGGGUUCCUGUGCAAACAAGUGAAGAGGGGGCAGGGGUGAGAGAAUCUGGUCUUUCUUCAGCAGCUGAGGUCCAAGGCACAAUCCCUGAGCCGUCAGUUCAUCCCAGCGAGGAGGGUGCGAAGUUGGAGCACACCUUGGAAGAGACUGCCAGGCCAGAGCUCAUAGAUGACCUAUCUUCGCCAACAUAUCAAGAAGCAGGGUCUGAGGCAACGGACGCACAUGGUGGUGUGCUUGUCCCUGAGGAAGGUCAGAGUGGAAAGGGAUACCAUGAGGGGUUAGUCUCCGAAGCUGUGGGUGCUAUUGCACCCCUUGAUGAGGGUGUGAUUGUUAGAGCUUCUGGUGAUGAGCAGGGUCUUCCUACAGAAGGCAAUGAAGAGGAUUCAGGAAGCGAGGAGGCUGAUAUGGUAGGGGCAGGUGAUUCAAUGGAAAGCCCACUGCCAGAGCCUUCAAUUCAUCCCUCUCAGGACGUAACAAAGAUGGGCCACACCUCGGAGGAGAGCACAAAACUGGAGUUGGCAAAUAUGCCUUCCACUCCCAGUGAUGGAGAGGCAGCUACAGAUGUAGUUGAAGUCCAGGGGUCCUUGCUUGAACCUGGGGAGCAUCAAGAGCGGAUGGACCACGGGUACCAUGAGGAACUUGGUUCUGAAGCAGUGUGUGCAAGUGCGCCUCUAGUUGACGACACUCAGAUUGGUGGUGUUUCUGGUGCUGAUAAGGCAGCAGCAAGUGAGGCGGACACCGUAAGGCCGAGAGAUUUACAAGAGGGCUCAGACCCAGAGCCUUCAACCAAUCCAACUGGCAAGGGUGCCGACUGGGAGCACACCCCAGAGGAGGUUGCAAAACUUGGUCUUCCGGAUGCUUCCUCUUCUGACAGUGAUGGAGAAGCAGCGUUGGAGGCUACAGAUGUCCAGUCCCUUCCACUGGCAGUGAGACCGGAUCAAGAUGAAAUGGACCACGGGUACCAUGAAGAACUGGUUUCAGAAUCUCUGUGUGGCACCACACCUCUGGUUGGUGAGUCUAUCGUUGCUAGCAUUUCCAGUGCUGAUGAGGUAGUUCGUCCUCCAGGUGGUGAAGAUGUGUUGGAUAGUGAAGAGGCUCGUUUUUUUGCAGGAAACCCAGCUGAGGGCAUGGUACAAGAACCUUCAAUUCGUCCGUCUGAGGAAUAUCCCCGGCUGGAGCACACAUCGGAAGAGGUCGCAAGACCAGGGUUGCCAGGGGGUACAUUCUCUCCCUCAGAUGAAGAAUCAGGCUCCGAGGCAGUGGAGGUGCAAUCGCCUUCUGUGGCCACGGAGAAGGGAGACGGAAUGGACCAUGGACUGCAUAAGGAGCUGGUGUCCGAAGCUGUGUGCGCUGCUGCUCCAGUUGUCGCUGAAGCUGGGACUGAUAGCAAGUCUGAUGGAGAGGAGAUGGACUCUGUUAAAGGAACUGAAGAGGGGCUAGUUGCUGAAGAGGCCGGUGGUAUUGGAAAAAUGGAAGACAUUCCAGAAUCGUCGAUUCAUCCCGAUGAGGAGUCUGCCAAGCUUUCCCACACACCAGAGGGCUUUGUGCGACCGCAGCUGAGUGAUGUCGCAUCUUCUCCAAGUGAUGGAGAAGCAAGGUCUGAGGCAUUGGAUGCUCACGGACCUUCUCUCACACUGGAGGAGGUUCAAGGUGGUGCCAACCGUGGGUAUUCUGAGAAUCUAAUGUCAGAAGCCAUAAGAUCGGCUGCACCUCUGGUUGAUGAAGAUAUUGCUGGUGGGGAUGAGGAAGCAAGUUCUGAGGGUCAUUUUGAUGAGACAGUGAGUGAAGAGACUGGCGCUGUAAUUCCGGACGCCACAGUGAGGAGCACGGUUGCCGAGCCCUCGAUCCAUCCAGAUGGGGAGGGUGCCAAGCUCGAGCGCACUUUGGAGGAGAUCGCAAGGCCAGAGUUGACAGACGUUUUGCCUUCUCAAAAAGACGGGGAAGCAGGGUCAGAGGCAACAGAUGCCCAGGUGCCUUUGUCUGUACCAGAGGAGAGUCCAGUUUUGGCAGAGCAUGGAUAUGAUGCGGACUUGAUUUUGGAAGCCGUGUCGUCUGGUACACCUGUGGUCGAUGCAGAUGAGAUUGGUGUUAUGCCAUGUCUCGCAGAAGGUGCUCCUGUUGAAGGAAGUGAAGGGUUGGCAGGUGAACUAGCCCCGGGACCUGUGGUGGAGUCGUCGAUUGGGCCUGAAUACGAGGAUCCAAUUUCUGUGUGUGAUCCUGAUGUUGGCUUGCCUCCGGAGGUUCCAGAGGUGAUGAAGGAUAUCACGGAAGAUAUGCUUUUGAAGGCUGGGCCGGGAGAGGAGUUGGAAAAAGAAGUCUCUGGCAGGCUCUUGGAGCAUGACGUCCAAGCCUCAGCAGUGGAAAUGGCGUUGGUGUGUGAAGCAGUUGACCGCAACCUGGCAACAGCUGCAGGACUGGGUGUGGUGACAGAAGGGGUUGCUGAGGUUGGGGAGCUCGUCCAAGAAGGUGACUUGAAUCCAGGUUUGGAUCUGCAGGGAAUGGAUAUGUCUACUGUUGAGGAGUCUGAUGAGCCAAUGGUUGUUUCUGGAUCAUCGCCUCCACACUCCCCAGAACACGCUCCAUUGCCACUUGUGCAGCCAAGUGAGGUGGAAAUAAUUAUGCUUCCAGAAUUGGUUUCAGAAGCUGUACCUACUCGGGCGGGAAGGGAAGGACAAGCACCACAGGAUGUUGGUGAAGCUUCAAUAGAUUCUGUUGUCAAAGAUUUGACCGUCACUCCCAAUGAGGCAGUGGUGGAGUCUGAAGUCAUAGCCAUGCAUGUGGAGCAUGUGGCUGCCGGUUCUGUAGAACCGGUGGCUGCGGAGGCUCAAAUGAGUCGACAGAGUGAAGGGACCACUGAACCACCGAUGGAACAAGAGGCAGGAGUCAAGCUGGAAGCAGGAACUGAUUCCCAUAUGGAUUUCACUGGUACCGAGUAUCGGGGCAACGAGGUGCCGUCCGCAGUGGUGUUGGAACCUGAAGUCUAUGCCUCAGAGUCGGAAGGGAGUGUUGAGGAAGAGAAACCUGAAGUGCAACUGUCAUCUUCAUCAACAGAGACAGGAUUGCGAGACGAGGCACCGUCAUUGCAUGGACAGGAUAUUGCACUUCUGGACAGUAAACCAACUGCACAACUGGAAUUCCUCUCUGUGCGAGGUCCUCAAUCCCGUGUGGAUGUCAAGGAAGGGGAGUCAUUUCUUCCUGAACCAGGGUCUCGACCGAUUGAUGAAAGUGCAUUUUGUGCGGACAAACCUGUUGGAGGUAUUCACUCAGGAGAGCCAGAACCUGCUUCAACAAUCUUUGAUGCAUCCGAUGAUGGAGAGAGCUGGUCUGUAGAUUGUACACCUGCAGAUCAGGUGCUAACGAGUACUAUGGAAUCAAGUGAGGGUGUUCAGGAACAGGUCAGAUCUCGAUCGGCAGAUCUUUUCUUGAUACCAGAAAGUGGAAGGGCGGCAGAAACUACAUUGGAGCAUGUGGAAGCUGCUGACAAUAUGGCUCCAAUUGCAUCUGCAGAAACGUGUUUGUUGGCGGCAUCCGCUCCUCUGUUAGUCCGUGCUGAGGCAUCUACUGAGCCACUUACAAAUACAGCACCAGCUGUGGAGAGUGCGUUUGUGGAGGAGGUAUCUGAUCCAGGCCUUGAAAUGCUUGUCUCACCAGAUCUGAUGGCGGCUGUGUCACAAGCAGAAGCUGCUGCGGGAGAUAUGGGCCAUCCCAUGGAGGAGCAUGACAAUAUCUAUGAAGGUGUUGGGGGUGAUGCAUUUUGGAGAGGCACCGUGCCCACAGAGCUGAAUUUGAGUGGUGAACCUGUCGCCCAGGUGAUUGUGGGCUUGCCGGAAGCAGAUAUUGUCUCUGACGCAGAUAUGGUUUGUCCUGCGGAGGGUGCACCUUUUGUUGCUGUCGAGUCCUCAACUGGUGGUGUCCAGGCUGCCACUAUGAAGGACCACAUACUGGAGGAGCGGGCAAUUGCAGAUGGUCUCGAAGUGGACAUCUCUAUGGAGCAGGUUGAAGCAGUUGUGGCCAUCUAUGAAAGGGAGGUGACCUCGAUGAAGCACGAAGAGCGGAAUGAUGCUAUUGACGCAGCAGUUUCUGAUGUGGGGAAAUCCCUCCCGACCGACUCUGUUGCUGUUCGAGAUGCAUUUGCUAAACAUGGGGAAGACCAGCGACCAGCUGCUGAUUCUGACGUUUUGGCCAAGCCCGUUGGGCAUGAACGUUUUCCAUCAGAGCCCUCGAUCCAGCCAGAAGUUUUGAGACAUGGACUUGUGUACGAGAGCGAGGCCAAACUGGAACCUGGAUUCCAAGAAGCGAAGUUGAGUGGAGGUUUGGAGGCCAAGGCAGAAGCCCCACAGGUGGAGGAAUUGGAGGGCAAGAUUUUGACUGAAAGUGGUGCAAUUGCAGGGGACUCGGUAUCUGCGGCGCCAUUUGCAGUGAGGUACACGGAUGCUGCUUUGGAUGCAGACGCCAUUGCAAAUAUUGCUGCAGGAUUUGAACAAACCAAGACGAGAGUUAUGGAGUUAGAUUUAGCCACUGCUGCGGAGCUGACCAUGGAAGACACCAAUGAAGCGUCCUUAGAGCCACCACAAAAGCUCUUAGAUAUGACCCCAUUCGUCAAGUUGGAUAUGAUUGUAUCAGUAGAAGAGCCAGGUGCCAAAGCUCAUGAUACUGAUGAUAUGGAGGCACAGCCUGUCACACUGGAUGGAUUGUUCAUGGGAUCAUCACUAGGUGAGAAGCAGGAAGCAGUCCUACAGGAGGUUGUUGAAUCCAAAUCAGGUGUUCCGGAGAUGGCUGGCAUAUCCAUGGAAACAGAUCCGCUUGUGCAUUCAGCGACAGUUCUCGGCCAAGUGGAGGUUGCCGAUGAGGAGGCUUCAUCAACUGUCCAAGAGCUGUCACAAGAGGAGUGUGUCCUGGCCACUGAUGCUCCGACGCCUUUGGCCCCUGCUCCCCUCCAUCCGUCUGGGGAGCCAGUGGCUGUUAUUGCAGAGUCCCUGCAUGUGCUAGAAGCUGGGGUUGCACCCUUGGCAGAGGAGGUGUCGCAACAUGGGUGGCUUGAAGCGGGAAUGGAGGCUGAACCUGCAUUGUCCGGUCUUGGUCCCAUUAUGAUAGAGAAAGCUGCUCCAGUAAUGGAAAGCUCUGUGGAAAGGGAAUCCGUUGUUUUGGCUGAUGGAUCGGUGCAGCCUGGACAACUCGGCGGGUUAUCUGAGGACACAGCUGAGGGAGCUGCUGAGCCGCCAAGGUCAGCUGUUGAGGACACUGCUAUCAGUAGAAAGGCACUUGAGUCAUCGUCUGAGCCUUCGCAAGUUGUGUCCUUCGCCGUUGCUUUAGUCGAGGUGGGACCGAUUGUUGAUGUGCCUCCCACAAGUACAUGGAUGAGCCAGGGUGUUGAGUACGAGCCUGCAUCGACAAUGCAAAGGGGCAUGGCCUGGGCUCUACAAGAUCCUCAGGACGAAGAAGCCAAGGAAGAAGAUGCCAGGGCGGAAACCCUUGUUCAAGCAGAUGUGGAUGUGACAGCAGAAUGGAUGGCAAGCACAGUCCCAGAAACCAGCAUGGUGCUUUCAUCCAAUCCUUUUGCUGAGAUGGAUGAGAACGAAGGAAGGGAAGACGAGGAGGAGAGGCAAGUGUAUGAGUUGUACGACAAGCCCAUAUUAUUGCCAGAGCCGGGUACCCUUCCAGCAGAGUUGGCUGUGCCCUUGCCAAAGGUUGCAGACUCCAGAGAAUCAGGACAGCCUGCUGAGGAUCUGCCGGUGUCUGUUGGUGUCCUUGAAGAGCAUUUGAUGGUGUUGUCCGAGCCAACAGUCAAAGUGAGACCUUCCAUGGAAACCGCAAUGGCACCAAGUAUUGUGGUAGGGACGUCUGAGCCUCUGAAAGAACCUGCAGUGAAUGUGAUUACCGAGGGUUCUCCUGAGGAGAGCAGAAAGCCUCCCGAUCUUUCACUGGGGAGGACUGGACGGGCAGAGGCUACAGAAGAACCUACUGUGGUCUCCAUGACUGUGUCUGAGAAGGAAAGUACCCUUGAGCCCGGCGUGCCUUCGCUAGUAGAGGCUGUCACUAUUGGCGCUGCUGAGCCUGCGGUUGAGGUGGAAAGCGCCUCUGGAGCAGACGCAAAUGUUGAGGAGGAUGAUCUAACAAGAGUCGUAAAGCCUGCUCCUGCACCUGGAGUGACAGACGAAGCGGAAGUGGCUGUUGCUGCAGCAAGUAUGAUCGAAGAGAAAUUGGCAACUCCAAAGCUUAUUUCGCAGUUGCAGAAACCAUGGCAGUCUGCGGAACAACUUGAACCAGUUGCAGGGGUCGGUGAAUAUGGUAGGUACUCUAGCGCAGCAUUUGAUCCCUUGCCAGCGGAUGGGCAGGAGACUGAAAUGGUGGCAUUGGAGGAGCUGCUUCCUGGAAAAGAAUAUCUCUAUGAAGGCAAGAUCGAGCCUGGGGACAUCAAACAGGGUUUCCUUGGCGACUGCUGGUUCCUUUCUGCUAUUGCUGCUCUUGCGGAGUUUCCUGGGUUGGUGGAGAACGUGUUCCUGCAUAGGGAGGUACCCAAAGAUGGUGUAUACAAGCUUCGUUUCUUCAAAAGUGGGAGGUGGGUCUCCGUGGCAGUCAAUAGCAAUGUCCCAAGCAAGGAGGGACAACCCAUAUAUGCAAAGUCGGUUGGAAAUGAGAUGUGGGUGAUGCUGUUGGAAAAAGCGUAUGCAAAAUUGCACGGGUCCUACAAGCAAUUGGUUCUUGGCAAUCCAAAUGAUGCUCUGCAAGACCUAACUGGCGCACCAUGCUUAUGGUAUAAAUUUGACACGGAGAAAUUCAAGAAGCUUGAAGAAACAACUGGUUUCUGGUCUCUCAUGAAAGACUAUGAUGGACGUGGGUAUCUUAUGGCGGCAUGCACUGCUGGCAAAGACGAGUUCACGGAGAAGGGUGGGAAGAGUGGAAGUGGACUGGUCAAUGGACAUGCGUAUACUGUUAUCAAAGUGAGAGACUCACAUGGACAUCAGCUUGUGAACGUUCGAAAUCCCUGGGGCAAGUUUGAGUGGGGUGGUGCAUGGAGUGAUAACAGCAGAGAGUGGGAGCAGUAUCCCGAGGUCAAGGCUGAUUUGAAUCCAGUGCUAGAUGUGUCCGAUGGCAGCUUCUGGAUGGCAUACCAUGACUUCAAGCAGUCUUUCGUUGGAAUGGGAGUUUGCUGUGUGAGGCAUGGCAACCGACAGCCAUGGAACGAGGUGCACAUUCCCUGCCAGUUUGACAACAGGGAUAUCUGUCGUACUGGGGACACUGCUCAUCUUACAAGAAUCUUCAAGCUGGAGGUGACAGAGCGUACACAUGCAUUUUUAGGGCUACAUCAAGAAGACCCACGGCUCCUGGGUGCUCCAACACCAUUGAAGAUCGGUUUUUAUCUCGUCAAUGAGAAGAAGGUACUUACCGCAAAGAAGCACACACGCAGCGCCAGAUGCCAGCUUGAGGUCAUGUUGGAACCAGGUUUCUAUAGUGUGGUGGUGAAGGGGUUGUCCUUUACUGGUAAAAAUGGGGAGGAGUGCAGUUUUCCGGACAGCACAGGAGAAGUUUUGCCUCGAAGGUUUGUGUUUACGGUACAUUCAGAUAAUCCAGUAACUGCCGAGCUGGAGGGCGAGGUUAUCAUGGAUUCUCCCGGCAAGGAGUUGAUUGAAAAAAUUACAGAGCUUCCAACUGAGCCAGCGGAAGAUGACCUCCUCAAAGUCUGGCAUCUGGACCAGGUGGUUGCUCCAGCUGGCGAGCCUGAUUUCCUACCAUGCUCAUCAAAGAGAGCUGCAGAGUUGCUGCCUGAGCCACAGGUCCACCCUGUGGGCAUGUCUGAAAACUGGGAUGUAUGGAGGGACAUAGAUGGAACCAUUGAGCCUGGCACUGUGCCAUUAUCUUUAACUUCUGUGGUAUCUGAAGCCAGUGCAUUGGCAGAGAUCCUGAAGGAACCGGUUGCUGAUGUCCCUAUCGUUCCUACAGCUCCAGUGCUUCCGCUGGUUGCAGAGGUGGUUGUCCUGGUAUCGGAGGGCACAAAAGAGCAGCAUACAGCACCACAUUCUGAAAUAUCAGCUUUCGGUGAAGAAACUAAGGAGCCGCUUGUACAGCUGUUUUGGCCACACGAUAAGGAAGCUGUCAUUGAGCCAUCACCAUGGCCGGUCACUUCCCCUCUGGCAGAACGGGGGGGGGAGCCUGCUCUGGAUCUUUCAGUAGCAGCUUAUACAGAAGGUGAACCACCUGCGAUCAUUGGUGGGAAGAUCAUGACUGUUCUAACGGGUGAAGGCGAGCCCACAGAAGAUGGCAUGGAUGCCACAGAGAAGUCAGAGGCUCAAAACCGAGCACAGAGAGCAGAGGCUGAAGAAGCUGGGUUUGUAGCAGCAAUGGGUCUGGAUGAAGAGCAGCGUGGUAGACUCUAUAGGAGCGCUCCCUGGUUUGCAGCAGAAGCACUGUUCCCGUCCAAGGAGGUGAUAGAGUAUGGAUCCCUAGCGGACCCUUCAUAUGAGCCCUUGUUGCUACCUCAACACCAAGUGGAGAUGGUGCCAGCUUCCAGGAUUGCAGGUGCCAAUUUACAGUACUUGUAUUCUGACAUCAAACCAUCAGAUAUUAGGCAGGGGAUCCUGGAAGACUCCUGGUUCCUGUCUGCAGUUGGUAUUCUCGCAGAGUUCCCUGGCUUGAUAGAAAGAGUGUUUGUCCAACGGGAAGUGCCUUCCAAUGGGAUAUUCCGGCUGCGCUUCUUCAAGAGUGGGAGAUACGUUACCGUUGCAGUGAGCAGCAAGCUACCGGCCAAGGAUGGGCGUCUGGUCUAUGGACACUCUGCCAACAAUGGGGAAUUAUGGGUCUCUAUUCUGGAGAAAGGGUAUGCAAAGCUGCAUGGAUCGUAUGGGCAAAUGCUGUCAGGCUUGGUCGCUGAUGCAUUCCAGGAUCUAACUGGUGUGCCAUGCUUGAAGUUCAACUUUUCUAGUGCCAAGUUCAAGAAGCUGGAGGCCGAGGGAGGUUUCUGGAGUCUUCUGCAGCAAUAUGUCAAGGAGGGUUAUGUACUUGCUGGCUGCACAUCAAGCGACUCUGAUUCCUCCAGCCCUGCAAAAAGGACGAAUGGACUUGUCAACGGGCAUGCAUACGCCAUCCUGGAGGUGAGGGAGUCUCAUGGUCACCGACUGGUUCAUCUACAAGACCCCUUCGGAAAGUUUGAAUGGGACGGUGCAUGGUCUGACAACAGUCCCGAGUGGUCAAACUUCAUGGACGUGACAGAAGAGAUUCAACCUGUGCUGGAUGGAACAGAUGGUUCAUUCUGGAUGGCCUAUAGAGACUUUAUUAAGAAAUUUGCUGGUAUCGCUGGCUGCUGCGUAAAGCAGGACACAUCAAAGAGCUGGAAGGAGCUGCAGCUUCCCUGCACGUUCAUUGCUGAUGAUUGGUCUUCGUCAGGCAAUACAUCACAGCCAACAAGGAUAUUCAGACUGAAGGUGUCAUCUAAAACAUGCAUGUUUGUUUCACUUCAUCAAGAAGAUCCUCGCAUGAUGGGUGCUGCAGAACCUUUCAAGGUUGGAAUAUGGAUCAUGGACCACCAGAAUGAGUAUCUUGCAUCCAAGCAGACAAUUGAAGCCACUUGUCAGGUUGAGGCAAUAUUGGAUCCGGGGUUGUACAGAGUAAUGGUGAAGGCAUUUACAUUCACAACAAAAAGCGGUCAGGUUAGACGGUUUCCUGACACAAGUGGUAAAAGCUUGCCCAGGCGGUUUGUCUUGACGAUUCAUUCAGACAAGGUGGUGACAUCAGGAUUGAUUAAGAUGGCUCCAUCUGAUACUCCUCUGCGGAGGGUGGUGGUUGUACCUGCAACGCUGUUGCAAAGAGACCCGGCAGGGGAAAUGUAUGCCUUCCCGGAGAAUCAUGAAGGGAAGCCCCCUUCAGGGAAUCUGGAACCGGUCAAUAAGCAGGUCGUCCUGUUUCAUCCAGAGUCCGCAACCGCACCACGUGAGGUCUUUUCUGUGCUGAGGGAGAUUCCUGUUAACACACAAGCAACAGUGGAAGGCACGAUGGAAAAGGAUGUUGCUCCUAGGGUUGUUGAGGUGAAGGCUGUCCUCGCCGAGAGAAAUGUUAAUGUUGCUGUGAAGAUGGUGAGAGCAGAGACAGAGAUUCCUGUUGGGAUCGGGGAGGAAGAUUCAGAGAUACCACUCGACCCUGAGCCGACUGUGGAUGCGGAGCCGAUCAAGGUUGUUCCGCAGGACUGUUUGCUUCCGGGGGAGACAGGGGAAGAGCCAGAUACUGAGCCUUUCUUGGAACCAGAGGAUGAGACAUCGCAAGAGCCUGCCAUUCGCGCUCCUGCACGUCUUCUCUCAGACUUGGUAGAACCGGGUUCUGAAAUCAGUGAGCGGAGUGAGAGCAUGGGCGAUGACGGGCAUAUUCCCGAUGAGCUCACUGGAGGACAGGAUCUUGAACCUCCUGGCCUUGUGAUCAAGGAGCGUGGGACAGUAGUGGAGGACGCAUUACUGGAACCUGAUGAAACAGAACAGGCUUUGCACAUUCCUCAUGACAAGCUCAGCCUCUUCCGGAAGCAACUGCCGUGGCACGCAGCAAUGUCACUUGACCUUGUUGACGGGAUUGAGUAUGGCAUUAUUUCAGACGCCUCGUAUGAUCCACUUACAGUGGAGCAUCAUGGCGCAACCAUGGUCGAGGCCAAACAGAUAUUGCCCGAUGCCGACCUCUUUGGGAAUGGCAUAGAUCCAGAGGACGUAAGGCAGGGCCAACUGGAUGAUGGAUGGUUCUUGUCGUCAGUUGCAGCGCUUGCUGGAUACCGGGGCAUCAUCGAACGCCUUUUCCUGCAACCUGUGGACCCUGCGGAUGAUGGAGUCCUGAGAAUGAGGUUCUUUAAGAGUGGAAGGUGGGCCACGGUUGCUGUGAACACUAAGCUGCCUUGCAAGGAUGGGAGACUUGUCUAUGCCCAUUCCCCAGACAACCGAUUGUGGGGGAGCUUUCUGGAGAAGGGGUAUGCAAAACUUCAUGGUUCAUACGCACGGUUGAAUCAGGGUUCCCCAAGCGAUGCGCUUCACGAUCUCACUGGGGCGCCAUGCAUCACCUUCACGUUUGCGAGCACAAAAUUUAAGCAACUAGAAGGGGGCGAUGGUUUUUGGCCUCUGUUGAAGGUUUUUGACUCUAAGGGCUACAUAAUUGUCGCGUGUGGCCAAGGGAAACGGAGCAGUGGUCAGAAAAUCCUCGUCAAUACUCAAGCUUAUGCAGUUGCCCAGGUUAAGGAAGUGUUCGGCUUCAAACUUCUAGAAGUGCAGUAUUCACUGGGUACCUUUGAGUGGAAUGGUGCCUGGUCGAGCACGAGCGACACUUGGGCUAAGCAUCCAGAGGUUCUGGAGGAACUGAAGCCUGUACUUGAUGGGUCCAGUGGAACAUUCUGGAUGGAAUACAAAGAUUUCCUCAAGCAUUUUCUGGGCGUUGCGGUGUGCUGCAUACGGCAUGACAUGCUGAAACCAUGGAAGGAGGUGAAGAGGCCGUGCACCUUUGUCGCAGACGAUUGGUCAGCUGAUGGUAAUGUGGCCCAACCGACAAGAAUUUUCCGGAUGAGAGUUCUGGGGCCCACUGAGGUGUUUGUAGCACUACAUCAAGAGGAUAUCAGACUGCUUGGCGUUGCGACACCCUUGAAAGUUGGGGUGUGGAUUAUCGACAAGGAGAAUCGCCCUGUUGCAUCAAAAAAGACACAUGAUGCAACGUGCCAGAUUGAGGUUAUGCUGAAUCCUGGCUUCUACAGGGUGAUUGUGAAGGCAUUUGACUACACCACAAAGGAUGGCACAGUGUGCAACUUCCCAGACCACACCGGUGAUGUUUUGCCUCGGCGGUUUGUGCUGACGUUACACUCAGAGAGUCCGAUCACUUUGGAACUUGAGCGAGCACCACCUGGUGUGAGACCCACGCCAAGAAUGAGCAUCUAUCCAGGAACGGACCGUGGAGAAGUCUUAUUGGUAGAGCCCGUUGGGGUGCUGGCUUAUGCUCCAAAUGAGUUAGGCAAGGCACCGGCAGGUGAAGCCUCCUACCUCCCGAGGGUGGUUGAACCAACAGUGCCCGCAUCGGGCGAGCCCGUUGCCUCCGAGAGUAAUGCUAAAGAGACGUCAGUUGCGGAAGUAGGAUUAUCGGAUGCCACAAUAGAGAUCGACCAAGAACCGACUGCUUUGUUCCCUGGAGCUGUAAAGACCCAAGCUCCGGAACCUGUUGUUCGUCAACUUGUCUACAGGCCGACAAUGGUCAGCGGGAGGAAGACAGUGCACGCCGUACCUGAGACAACAGUUUCACCAGUUGGUGAGCCACUGAUUGAGCCUCUGGAUUCAGACGUGGUCACAGAAUCAGCUUCUGAGCCUCGUCGUGAAAUCUUGAAGCGUCUAAGGAGAAUCCCAGAGGUAUCUUCAUUGCCUGGCGUUUCAAUGUCGAUGACAAGGCCAGUGUCAGAAGCUGGUGCAGGGUGGGCGACUAUCCAGCACACGACCCGCAUUCUGGAUAUGGAAUAUGCUCCUACUGGUUGCCGAAAGGUACCAAUGGCCAUCGUUGAGAGGGCGGAAGUCGAACCGAUUGCUGAAGAUACGGAGGAAGUGAAGGUGGCAAGGCAAAUGGGCAUUGCUGAUUCUGACAUGCGGAGGUUCUUGAAAUCUCUACCGUGGCAGGCAACUGAGAACCUGCUUCCCUCGAAGGGCGUGCAGGGAUACGGGAAGACAGCACAUGCUGUAUAUGAUCCGCCCAUUGUCCCAUCACAUAAUGUGUCAAUUGUUAAAGCUGAGGACUUCCUUCCAACGAAGGGGGUGCUCUACCCCUCCAAGGUGGAGGCAGCGGAUAUACAGCAGGGUUUGCUAGAGGAUGGGUGGUUGUUAUCAACUGUUGCAGCAUUGCUAGAGUUCCCUGGACUCAUGGAGAGGGUCUUCGUCAACAAGACCACUCCUGCAGAUGGAAUCUUCAGGCUUCGCUUCUUCAAGUCCGGACGGUGGGUCACAGUGGCUGUGAGAAGCACAUUGCCUUGGAAGGAUGGAAAGUUGGCUUACGGCUCCUCUGCAAGUGAGUACUUGUGGCCAAGCCUUCUGGAGAAGGCCUAUGCAAAGCUUCAUGGCUCAUAUGAGCGAUUGGGUUGCGGGUCGCCGGUAGAUGCUUUGCAAGAUUUAACUGGUGCUCCAUGUGCCAGUUUCAGCUUUUCAAAUCCGAAGUUCAAGCGCCUUGAAGCAGAUGGAGGGUUCUGGCCUCUACUAGAGAGCACGCACAAGAGUGGAUUCAUGACAAUCGCUUGCGCGUCUAAUGGUGGUGUGAAGGGCAAGAAGAAGGCCACUGGGCUCUUGAAUACAUGUGCAUAUGCUGUGCUGGAGGUGAAGGAGUUGUAUGGUCACCGAUUGGUCCAUGUGCGGAAUACAUGGGGGAAGUUCAAGUGGACAGGAGCCUGGUCAAACAGUAGCAGCGAGUGGCGAAGGCACCCACAAGUUAUGGAAGAACUGCAGCCAAUGUUAGAUGGGUCUGAUGGGAGUUUUUGGAUUGGCUAUAGUGAUUUCCUGAAGAAAUUUGCGGGUGUUGCGAUCUGCUACCUACAGAGGGAUGGGAAAAAGCCAUGGAAAGUUCUGCAGAUGGGGUGCUCGUUUGUUGCGGAUGACUGGUCUGCUGCUGGCAAUGAUACUCAGCCAACGCGUGUCUUCAGACUGAAGGUGCAAGAGCGAACGCAUCUGUUUGCAGGACUACAUCAGGAGAGCCCGAGAAUGCUUGGAGCACCAGAACCAUUCAAGGUUGGAAUCUGGGUGAUGGAUAAACAGAAUCGGUAUCUGGCAACGAAGCAAACGCAGGAUGCGACGUGUCAGGUCGAUUGCGUGCUCGAGCCCGGUUUGUAUCGGGUAAUGGUGAAGGCUUUCUCAUUCACAGGCAAGGAUGGAGAGCAAUGCAAGUUCCCCGAUCCGGAGGGUAAUGUCCUGCCAAGACGGUUUGUUCUGAUGGUUCACUCGGAAAAGCCAGUUGCUGCGAAACUCUUAGCAGAGGCACCGACUGAUAUUGUGAAGUCUGUGAAAGAGCGUGACGUGAUAAUCUCAUCACAGCCGGCGGCAGAUAUCCGCCGAUUGCUGAAUUCGGAGCCUGGAAAGCAAGCUGUGCACUCGCUUACUCCUCAUAGAGAAGAACCAGUGGCACCGAUCAUUUACUGUACAGAUGUAGCUGCUGCAAUUGCCCAGCGAAAGUCUUUGGCGGAAUGUACAGCAGAGCCUCCACAACCAGUUGUGCGAGUAGUCAGGCAUCCUCUUGCAGACUCUAUCAUGGUGGCACCAUUCCAUGGACCGGUAUUUGAGAUAGGAGAGGAGCCCAAGGAGAUGGAGACGGAGGUGCCGAUUGUUGAAUCGUCUUAUCCAGAACCUGUCGCAUAUGACAAGGUCAGUGAGGAGGAGACUGCUAAUGUAGGAACCAGUGCCACUCCUGGGAAGGUUGUGGAGGUGGAAGGCAAAUGUGAGCCUCAGCAUGAUGUAGCCAAGGAGGUAUGCCCGGUGCUCGAGCCUGUGGAAAGGUCCACGGAGGGCAAACCUGAUGUGGAACCACUAGAGCCCGUUGAGAGUCUGGUACAGAGUGAAUCUGCUCUGGAUAGUAUUGGUCCCGCUCACACUGAGAGUGCUGUGACAAGCGAUUCUUUGCUGAAUGCUGUUGAUGCGGUUUCCGUCGAGACCUCCGAACAUCCUGCCGAAGCCGUCACGCCAGUCGAGGGUGCAGCAUCUGAUGAACAUCCUGAAUAUCUUGAGCCCGUCAGCAGUAUUGCACGUGAACAGUUAGGUGAAGAUGAUACAGAAGCUGACGCUCGCUCAACAGUAGAAAGUGAGCAUGAUUCCCCAGUCUCCGAAAGGGAACAGCUUGAUAUUGUCUGGGGAUCAGAACCUGGAACGCCAGUUCGUCCUCAGACUACUCUGGAAGAGCAAGUGAAGAAAUCUGUAACAUCUGAGUCUCCCCCACCCGUAAGAGAAGCGGGUGAUGGCAGCUUUGUGGAGGUACCGCCAGAAGAAAAGCGGAGCCCAUAUGGUACUCCCAAGGCUCAGGAGGUGGCAGAGGUUGUCCCAUCUCAGGGGCAAGCAUCAGAACCACUACUGCUGGCAGCGGGAAAACCGAGGGAGGGUGCUGAAGGAGAACAACCUCUGGAGUCCACUGCGUCAGCUGUCGCGGAAUCGUCAAACGCACGAGCUGCUCCAUCUGAGGCAAAUGGUUUUGAAGAGGUCGAUGUAGAGGAACCAAAGCAGGCAGGUGCCAUGGUCACAAACACUUCCAUAGAGGGUCAAGAGGAGGAACUUCUCGCAAAAUCGCUAGGGAUCGCAGAGGAGAACCUUCCAGAUCUGUGGAAGUCUGUGCCGUGGCAGGCGGUGGAGACUAUUACACCAGCGAAGGGUCUGGAGGCCUUUGGUAUGAUAGCUGAUCCAGAGUACCAACCAAGUCCUGUUCCUCGGCAUGGGGCACAGAUGGUCCCUGCAGAACGGCUGCUCUCCAACCCAAGUCUGUUCUCUGGCAAACUUGAUCCAUCCCACAUUAAACAAGGCAUGUUGGCUGAUCUAUGGUUCCUCUCAGCAGUGGCAGCACUUGCGGAAUUCCCGGUGUUGCUGCACAAUGUCUUCGUGCAGAAUGAGAUGUCAGAUGAUGGUGUGUACAGACUGAGAUUCUUCAAAAGUGGAAGGUUGGUCCAGAUAGCAGUCGACACGAAGGUUCCUGCCAAGGAUUUCCGGCCGGUUUAUGCUUACUCGUCAGCAAACGAACUCUGGGUGAUGUUGAUGGAGAAGGCUUAUGCUAAGCUGCAUGGAUCAUAUGAAGCUCUUAUUGGAGGAUCUCCCAGUGAUGUGCUGCAAGACCUUACAGGAGCCCCGUGCAUAACAUAUGCCUUCACGAGCACAAAAUUCCAACGAUUUGAGUCAACAGGAGGAUUCUGGACUUUGUUGAAGGGAUAUUGCGACAGGGGUUUCAUUUUGACAGCAUGUGCUGCCGGGGCAGAUGAGUGUGAGGAGAAUGGAGUGAAGAGGGAGGGAGCCCUAGUGAAUUCACAUGCAUUUGCCGUCACAUCGCUGAGGGAACUUGAAAGAGGAGUGCACCGCUUGCUGCAUGUGAGGGACCCAAGGAACAGCUUCAAAUGGACUGGUGCCUGGUCACAUAGAAGUGCAAACUGGACAAAAUAUCCACAUGUCACUAAGGAAAUCAAACCGAUACUUGAUGGGUCGGAUCAUGGUUUCUGGAUCUCCUAUGAGGAUCUUCUAAAGAACUUUAUUGGAAUGACGGUCUGCUGCGUAAAGAGAGAUGGAACAAAGCCAUGGAAGGAGUUUCACAUCCCUUGCAGUUUCGUUAACUUUAUUGGAAUGACGGUCUGCUGCGUAAAGAGAGAUGGAACAAAGCCAUGGAAGGAGUUUCACAUCCCUUGCAGUUUCAUUGCAGACGACUGGUCGUCAGGAAACAAUCCUUCUCAGCCAACCAGGAUAUUCCGUCUGAAGAUCACUGAGCCAACCAGAGUUUUUGUCGGUCUUCAUCAGGAGGAUCCGCGACUGUUGGGUGUCCCUGAACCACUGAAGGUUGGACUUUGGAUAAUGGACAAGCAGAACCAAUUUGUGACAAGUAAGCAGACGCCGGAGGUGGUCUGCCAGUUGGAGACGAUCUUGCAGCCAGGGCAAUACAGAGUGAUGACGAAGGCGUUCUCGUACACGAACGGGAAGGGAGAAUUGGUGAAGUUCCCAGAUGUGACUGGGACUGCGUUGCCGCGGCGUUUCACGCUCAUCGUGCACUCAGACAGGCAGGUGGGAGCACACCUGAUGCUAGCGCCAAAGUCGUCGACGAAGUCGUGGAAGGAGUUGCACACUCAUUGCAGCUUUGUGGCGGACGACUGGUCAGCACUCGGCAAUCCGCGGCAGCCGACAAGAAUGUUCCGCGUCAAAGUUACGGAGCCCACACGCAUCAUCGUCGGGAUCGAUCAGGAGGACCCGCAGAACCUAAGGGUUCAACAACCUUUCAAAGUUGGUGUUUGGGUAAUGGACAAGCAAAGCCAGUUCCUGGCAAUGAAACAGAGUUAUGAAUCUUACUGCCAAGUGGAGGUCACGCUUCAGCCGGGAUUCUACAGGAUCAUGGUGAAGGCUUUCUCGUAUAUGACAGCGAAUGGCAUCUGCAAGUUCCCUGACCCUACGGGCUCUAUCCUGCCACGGCCUUUCAUUCUUUCAGUCCUUUCAGAAAAGCAUGUCGAUGUCUUCCUGAUGACCAGCGCCCGUGCUGCCAAGCUCUUAACUUCUGUCUAUUGAUACCUUGUCUGCCUAUUGAUUUGUUUCAUACUUUUGGGGGGAUAAUGUCUUUUUUCUUGUGUGUUUCUUUCCGUUCCUUACACUAUCGGUAGGUUGUUAUUAGCUUUAGAUAUACGAAGUUAUCAACCUAUUUGUGCCCUAAUUCAAAAGGGGGGCCUACUAAAGAUAUACUCCGCCAAGUUCCAGUCGGAAUGUUUACGAAUCCAUUCCAAGAUUUGCGGUUUACUUCCAUUAUAGCCAUCAUCGUAGUCUUGCCAUUUGUAUUUGGUUUUGUCUUUUUCAUCAGUAGAAUGUACGUUUGCACGGUGUCCGCACCUAUGAAAGGGCCGCACGGGGGGUAAGAGGAGGGCCGGGGGGGGGGGGCGAAAAGGGGAAGGGAAAGAGAGGAGAAGGAAGGGGGGUAGAGCGGUGACAAAUGGGGUGACUCAUAUUUUUGUUGGUCUGUUGAACUCUGUUUUUUGUCCUAUUUUUGUAGAAUUGUUGUUGCCUCCAAUUCUGGACGAAGUUAUAUAACAUAACAAGUGGGUCCAUCUGGUAAUAGGUGAUUGAUCAUCCGUCACUUUUUUUUUUUUAUUUGUUCCGUCUUUCCAUCACUUGUUUGUUGCUUCUGUCUGUGCGACUGGGGAGAUGGCGCAGAGGUUAGUUAAUGACGAUGAGAAUCAUGAGAUCUAAUGACCACAGGAGAGAAGGAUGAGAAGGAUGGCCAAGCUUUGAAGAUAACAGGCGGGGGGGUGCAGGGGGGGGGGCAUCGUCGUUGAUCUUUUGAGGUAGGUAGCUGGUCUUACUUUCAGUCAAGGUGCGUAUGGUUUUGAUUUUUGAGCUAGUUAAGGAAGGUUCGAGUUUGCCUUUAUUUCAGUCAGGCUGUCUAUGUCAUGUGAGGUUUUGUAAUGUAAUAGGGGCUCACAGCACAGCAGGGAGCACCAGAGUUUGCUAAAAGUUUCCUUAAAACAGAUUUUCAAAGAUUCUAUGAUUCAUUUUUCUUUUUGUUUGGUCUCCUCUGUUGUAGAAUGUGUUCCUUAGUUUGCAUUCCUUUAAUGCGUUGUUUGCCAGAGAGAGCCAGCGAACUUGUUAGCGUCAGUCACUCGAGCCUCCACAAUCCUUGUCCAUCUCAGUGUGGGAUGGGAUUGGUGAUCUGACUUCCAAGCCAUCGAUAUCAGGGGUAGUAGUAAACUCGAUAUCUGUCUGGGAAAUUCAGCCAUCGAUAUCAGGGGUCGUAGUGAGCUCGAUAGAACGCGUGUUAGAUUGCAAGACUUCCACAUAACCAUAGUCCAUAGUCCAUUGGGGUCUGACUGAUGUUGAUUCGACGGGUGUUAGUGCUCUGUGUGUUCCUCGUUCUUGGAUACGCUUCUUCUCGUCUCUGUCGUAGCAGCCAGUCAUUAGACUUCAAGGCUCUAGUCAUAACUUCGUACAGAUUGUUGUCGCCGUCUGCCUCCUCUGCCUCUGUUAGUCAUAAGCAAAGACACGAGCAUAGUCCGGUAGGACUUCACGGGUAAGUUUUUUCUACGGUGACACUCUUCGUUCGUGAUUCCUGAAUCUGUUUUGUGAUUCGCAUUCCCAUUUAUUUGUCUACUGUUAAGCACAAGCCAAUUUGUCUUUUUCUGUUCACUGUGCGUUAUCAUCCCUUUACCCAUUCUCUCCUUUCCCCAUUUGUCUGGUUGCCGAGAGUACAUCUCAUCACUCUGUAUCUCCUGAUCGAGGCCAAUCACUGGGCUGGUGUAGUUGGAACAUGUCGCAAAUCUUGAAACCGCCGACCAGUUUGCGGUCCUAAUUCCUUCCUAAUAAACCUUAACCAAGAAA